AGGCGGCAACAUUGUUUUAAGUUGGACAAAUUGACAAGAGCGAGAGAUACACUGCGUUCCAUCCCGACCUGGGGUCGCGGUGCUGGGCCCUGUUUCCCCCUCUUUGGCCCCCCGAGAGCCGGGGCCCGCUUUCUGCAGGGUUCCCAGGCCCCCGCUCCAGGGCCGGGCUGACCCGGCUCGCUAGCGCUUCAUGGAGAACUUCCAAAAAGUGGAAAAGAUCGGAGAGGGCACGUACGGAGUUGUGUACAAAGCCAAAAACAAGUUGACGGGAGAAGUGGUGGCGCUUAAAAAAAUCCGCCUGGACACUGAGACGGAGGGUGUACCCAGUACUGCCAUCCGGGAGAUCUCUCUGCUUAAGGAGCUUAACCACCCUAAUAUUGUCAAGCUGCUGGAUGUCAUCCACACAGAAAACAAACUCUACCUGGUUUUUGAGUUUCUACACCAGGAUCUCAAGAAAUUCAUGGAUGCCUCUGCUCUCACGGGCAUUCCUCUUCCCCUCAUCAAGAGCUAUCUGUUCCAGCUGCUCCAGGGCCUAGCUUUCUGCCAUUCUCACCGGGUCCUGCACCGAGACCUCAAACCUCAGAAUCUGCUUAUCAAUGCGGAGGGGGCCAUCAAGCUAGCAGACUUCGGACUAGCCAGAGCCUUUGGAGUGCCUGUUCGUACUUAUACUCAUGAGGUGGUGACCCUGUGGUACCGAGCACCUGAAAUCCUUUUGGGCUGCAAAUACUACUCCACAGCUGUGGACAUCUGGAGCCUGGGCUGCAUCUUUGCUGAGAUGCACCUAGUGUGUACCCAGCACCAUGCUAAGUGCUGUGGGGAACACAGAAGAAAUGGAAGACACAGUCUCUGCCCGCUGUGCUCCUAUCUAGAAGUGGCUGCAUCACAAGGAGGGGGGAUGACCGCAGUGUCUACCCCACACCCCGUGACCCGCCGGGCCCUAUUCCCUGGAGAUUCUGAGAUCGACCAACUCUUCCGGAUCUUUCGAACUCUGGGGACCCCAGAUGAGGUGGUUUGGCCAGGAGUUACUUCCAUGCCUGAUUAUAAGCCAAGUUUCCCCAAGUGGGCCCGGCAAGAUUUUAGCAAAGUUGUGCCUCCCCUGGAUGAAGAUGGACGGAGCUUGUUAUCGCAAAUGCUGCACUACGACCCCAACAAGCGGAUUUCGGCAAAGGCAGCUCUGACUCACCCUUUCUUCCAGGAUGUGACCAAGCCAGUACCCCACCUUCGACUCUGAUGGCCUUCGCUAAGCCACCACUCCUGGUCUCACCUUCUCCAGUGGGGGCCUGAUGUGGCUUGGCCCUGGGCCAUUUGCCCUUCGAUCUUGUCUGGCUGCCUUAACACUCACCUUCCCCUCUUAGCCAGCCAACUCUGGGGAUACACAAGGGUGGAGGGGCAAAAUGGGUGAAAAAUGAAAGGAAUCUUCAGUAUUGGAUGCACUUAAGUCAGCCUCCACCACCCUCUCCCCUCCUCUUCCUCAUUGCUGAGGAAGGCUGGUAUAAAAAAAAAAAAAAAACACUGACUGUUUCCCCUCCCCCCACAUAGGGUUUGCCAUCCCAAUCUCUGAAAGCCCCGCAGUUAUUAGUUUCCCGUGUUUCGGAUGGCAGAGACCCCAAGCCUCCUUCAGCCACUGUGUUCGUAAGGCCAACUGAUAGCAACCGGGCUAAGUUGGAACUUUUGUAAACCAAGCAAAACAAAAACAUAGGGAGGGGCCUGUUUUAAGGAAUUAGGUUAAAAAAUAGAUCCAACCAGUUUAUACCCUAAUUUUAGUGUUUCAUCUCACCUAACAGUCUGGGAGACUCAAGACUCCCAGUCUCCACAAUCCUGGUGGGUCUGCAAUAGAAAUGAUUGCCCUCAGGCCUGUUGUCUGUCCCUCCUAUAGGCAAGGGUGUCUGGGAGGCUCUGGGACAGGGAUUGUGUUUCACCGCGGCCUUAUGAGGCAAGUGAAAGAUGUUUGAAUUUUUCUCUUCCUUUUUAGAGUCUUAGUUCUUCAGGUGCCAGGGAUCCCCACUCCCAUCUUCCUCUGAAGGCCAUCCCAUAGGAGUGGAAGUUAGGGUUUAGACAUCAUUUUGAGAAUGCUGACACUUUUUUAGGGCUCUGACUGAGCGGGGGCAUUGGGAAAAAAUAUUUCUUUAAGAGAAGGAUGAACAAUUAUAUUUAUAUUUCAGGUUAUAGUAGUUUUUUAAGUGGGAGUGGGUGGAUUUGUUGCCAUGUGUACCUUGGGGUUUUGUAAUGCGAAUGUUAAAAAAAAAAAAGUAUUUUUUUUCUUUCUGUGAUUUUGUCUGUCUUCUCCCACCUCUUGUCCUUGAGUGUUCUUGCUAUUAACAUUAUUUGUAAUUUAGUUUGUAAUUCAUUAAAAAAAAGUUUUAUAGUUUA
Molecule: messenger RNA, 2370 nt
Organism: Diceros bicornis minor
Lineage: Eukaryota; Metazoa; Chordata; Mammalia; Perissodactyla; Rhinocerotidae
Gene: CDK2
Product: cyclin dependent kinase 2
Exons: 8
Coding region: 191-1231 (346 amino acids)
Biological process (GO): regulation of gene expression; signal transduction; protein phosphorylation
Cellular component (GO): nucleus; cytoplasm; cyclin-dependent protein kinase holoenzyme complex
Molecular function (GO): cyclin binding; ATP binding; cyclin-dependent protein serine/threonine kinase activity
Source: RefSeq, a predicted model, not a curated record